Messenger RNA from Paramuricea clavata, 2435 nucleotides. NCBI's taxonomy places the organism in Eukaryota, Metazoa, Cnidaria, Anthozoa, Malacalcyonacea, Plexauridae. The record is from the annotation of a GenBank genome assembly.
AGUCCUGAUCGAUUUCAUGCACAAAAUGUAGCAAUUAGUGAGUUUCGAAAGUUUGCAACAUCCAAGAAUGUUCAUGUGACUAUCGUUAUUCAUCCACGAAAGGUAAGAUGAUUUAUCUUAAAGUAUGACCUAUGUGAAAUUGCAUUCAAUUGUGCCCUGUUCGCCUAUCCAUGGAAUUCUACGCACAGAGGCGUACAUGCAGAAGAGAUAUUCAAAUAAAAAAAAUAAACGUCAUUAUGAUCAUCCUCUUCAUCAUCAUUGUCAUCAUUAUCAUCAUCAAUUUUCUGAUACAUCUUCAAUGGAGUUUAGGCCUCAUUUUUGUAAAGUUUCAUUGCCAUGACUAUAAAGCAAUUUCUCAGUGAUGUUAUGCUAUAUUUAAUAUAAUAAUAUACAUAAAAAUAUUACUCGAUUGUGAUUGGUUGAUUUCGGUGCAGUUAAUCCCAAACAGCAGUGCAAUUUUCUGUAAUCACAAUCCAAUUUUCUGUAAUCACAGUGCAUUUUUUUGUAAUCACAGUACAAUUUUCUGUAAUCACAAAGCCUGGAAAAUAUGGCUUUUAUCUUUUUUUAAAUGGAAAAGCCUUUACCUAAAACAAGACUAACAAAACUUACAUAGUUGAGUGGAAUUUUCAAGUUGUCAGUGUUGUAUAAUGUGAUAUAACAAAUUCAGGAAAACUUUGCCAGUGGACGGUUCGCUAUAAACGUACAAUUGUCUCGAACAUUUUGAUAUUUAACAAUUAUUCGCCGAAGGCGAGGUGAUUAUCGGUGAAUAAAAACCGAGACGAAGUCGAGGUUUUUAUUCACGAUAAUCACCGAGCCUGAGGUGAAUAAUUGUUUUAGUAUAAUUUCAUAGGUGAUCAUUUGGAAAAAAAUUAAAAAAUGCGCAUUUCUUCGUCUUCUAAUUGACAAAACGGCUUCGGCCGCCAUUUUGAAGAUCGCUUAGGUGAUUAUUGCGUAAUAAUCACCUCAACGGUAACCAAUCAGCGUGGAGAAUUUUCAAUAAUCACCUAUGUAAUUAUACUAAAUAUUAUUAAUACGUAAUAGCAUGGUUUCUCGACGUGUAAUUUGAAUAAAACAAGCACUCGUGAGUUUUAAAAACCUCAAAUAGCUUGUUGCUCUUUGAAAAACUCACUCGUGCAUGUUUUAUCCAAAUUUCACUCGAAACCAUCCUAUUACCUAUACUAAUCUUCUUUAACAGAAUCCACCCGUCGUUGUCACGGUCUACCGUGCUAUCGUUUUCUGUCUUCCAUUCUGAUUAAGCUGUGCCUCUAGUCUUCUAAAUUACCAAAUCAUCUUAGUCUUGCUUCCUCGAUAUUCUAACCCAGUCGACACACUUUCAAUUUUUGUUUUGCCAUAGAAUUUUCACGGACUGCCUAGUAACUACUAUAUAAAUAUGCUUUAUAUGACAGGAGGGUGACGAUGCCGAGCUACAAACAGCGUCUAUCUUUGGUUCAGCAAAAGCAAGUCAAGAAGCAGAUAAUGUUAUAAUUUUGCAAGAUAAGAAAGGAAAAAACGCAGGAAAAUAUCUGCAGGUAUGGGAAGAACGGGGACCAAUGUGAAAAUGCUAUCAAUGCAAAAUUUACCAAAUCAGUUUUAUAAUAUUUACUAUAAUGGUGUUAAAAUCCUAAAAUUAUAUAGUGCUUAGUUACCUGCUUUAGUAACUUUUCAUGAGCGCUUGUACCGGUUAAAUUACUGAACCUCAUAUUUCUAUUUGUCUGUUAGGUUACUAAAAACCGCUUUGAUGGCACACUGGGGAAAGUCUACUUAGGUUUCAACCGAGAUUCACUGACCAUGUCAUCCUACCAAGGAACCACCACGACCACUGUGUCAUCUAAGAAAGACAACAAGUUUAUACGAAGUGUCAAGCCUCCUAAAACAGGCCUGAGCUCUAGAAAAACUAAGACUGAGGGUGAGAAUGAAGAAAGGAAAACAGGUGGUGAACGCGAGGCAAAAUCCGGAAAUCGAGAAAAGGGGAACUACAAAGAGAAAAACGUAAGUUCUAAAUCAUCUGUUACAUCAAGCACUAGUGUGGUGUCAAACAAGAAUAUAAAGGAGUCAAAUUCGAUCAAAAUGCCUAUUCAAGCAGCGAAAUUGAAGAUUAAUAGUGAAAGUGGGUCAAAAGAUGUAAAUCAGAAAGAUAAACACAAUACUGAAUCUUCAGCGAAAUCAAAUACUCCUGUGGUGGCAGGCAGUCAUAUAAAACACGCGAAUUUAAGCACAAAUUCUGUUGAACCAUCUAGUCAAGCAGCGAGGCUGAAAAAAAACGAGAAUUCAAAAGGAACUGCCUUAAGUACGAAAGCGAUGCGUUUUAAUGGACACUCUAGUAAAAUAUAAUUUUGUUUUAAUUUACGUUAAACAGUUGGAGUUAAAUUAAACAGUUCGAUGUUGAUGAAGAAGAUUUCGGUUAAACAGUUGGAUGUCAAUAAAGUAUACUGUAC